UGACAUAUAACCUCUAUAAAAAAGUCUAUUACUCAACUUAACCUUUCCCUUGGAUGUUUUCAAAUUAAAAUGUUUUUUGGAUCCAGCUUUCCGUCAUGAUAUUUUUCUGAUGGAAUUUGCAGAAGAUGAAAAUUUGAUUGAUAUAUGGCCCGUGGAAGUAAAAUUGGAAACAGAAGAAGAUGUUGCAGAAUUUAACAAGGAAUAUGUAAUUCCUCCUCGAAAGCAUAAAAGAAGUCGCAACCCAAAGGUAAGUUGUUGCCCACAUUGUGACUACAGUACCACGCGAAGGGACCAUUUUAAACGCCAUGUACUACGGCAUCCAGAGCAAGAGCUUUUCACUAUUGGAAGCACUGGGAGGGAAGGAAAGAAGACUCGUACCUGUUGUGAAUGUGGCUACACGACAAUGAGAAAGGAUCACUUUAAAAGGCAUAUGAUGAGGCAUACGGGGGAGAAGCCUUACACAUGUAUGACGUGUGGUUAUGCCACAACCCAUUCUAUUCAUCUUAAGAGGCAUAUACUUAGGCAAGGGCACAAGCCUAACCCGCAGAUAGAAAUAAAAGAUGAGCCAACGGAUGAAAUUGAGGAAGAAGAAGAAUCAGAAUGGCCACUAGAAGUGAAAUUGGAAGAAAUAGAAGAUGAAAAUUCUGAAAAACCAGUCAAGCGCAAACGAGAGAAAGGUCCUCAUCGUUGUAACGAGUGUGGAUACACAACAUUACGCAGCGACCAUUUCAAACGCCACAUGAUGAGACAUACAGGAGAGAAACCGUUCGUUUGUACCAUAUGUAAUUUUGCAACAAGCCGUGCUGUGAGACUGAAAAACCAUAUGGCUACUCAUUUUGACAAUAAUAGACCUUACAGCUGUGAAAUGUGUCCCUACCAUACCACUCAGCUAGGUCGCUUACGCACUCAUAUCAAGCAGCAUAUAUAACCAUCUAACGAUUAACCUCAAUGUGAUACACAGGUGUAUAGUAAAAAAAAAGAAAAGAAAUAUUUUUGAAAUCUUUUGUAAAUCCAUGCCUUACUAAUCGAUUUCACCAGUGCCUUCUGUCUGUGUAUUAAGUAGACAAGCAAAUCAAUUGCAACUUUAUAAUAAUGGAUUUAACAAAUUAUGAAAUAGUUUAAAAACAAUCUACCCGGAGAAGUGAACCCACUUAGUUAUUGUUUAACUAUGAAGAAAUUUUUAAUAUAUACUUUUAAUUUAUUUUUUUUUGUUGACAAUGGUAUAUUGUUCAUGUUGUAUUUUUGAUUUUUUUAAUAAAAUAUGAAUAU
Nezara viridula (southern green stink bug) is the source of this 1269-nucleotide messenger RNA. NCBI's taxonomy places the organism in Eukaryota, Metazoa, Arthropoda, Insecta, Hemiptera, Pentatomidae. The record is from the annotation of a GenBank genome assembly.